Molecule: messenger RNA, 2031 nt
Organism: Hermetia illucens (black soldier fly)
Lineage: Eukaryota; Metazoa; Arthropoda; Insecta; Diptera; Stratiomyidae
Product: lipase 3-like
Exons: 6
Coding region: 222-1580 (452 amino acids)
Biological process (GO): lipid metabolic process
Molecular function (GO): hydrolase activity, acting on ester bonds
Source: RefSeq, a predicted model, not a curated record
AUGCAUCUUGCGAGUGUUGCUACACUUCACUAUCUAUCGGCUGAGAAACAUCAAUCCCUUACAGUUUUUUGUGAAAGAGGAAGGCAAUCUAAAAUGUUUUUGGACAAAGCAAAGAUCGGAUAUAAAAAACUAUAAUCCUCUUUCAAAAUCACUCAGUUGACACGUAAAUUAUAUGGGAGUCACAGGUCAGAAUAAAUUACAGCGAAUCUGAGAUAAGAACGAUGGUGAUUUGUACUGAUUCGAGAAGGCAGUUAUAUUUUCGAACUCAAAGUGAGAAGAUGACUUUUUUCUCGGUCCUCGUGUUUAGUGUGGUGCUUCUUAAUUCCGUGAAUUCGAGUCAGACGUUUGAAAUUUUCACGAGGGCCACGGAUGCGUUCAAGAGUUUUCUCAAUAUUGAACUUAUUACUGUUGAUAAACCGCGCUCUACUGGAGAUUCAAAUGAAACAGAUAGUGUAGCGGAAGAUGCAACUCUGCUGGCGCCAGAUUUGAUACGAAAGUACCAAUAUCCAGUAGAAGUACACAAUGUAACAACGGACGAUGGUUAUAUUUUGCAAGUUUUUAGGAUCCCGAAGCCUGAUCAGCAGCCAGUUCUGUUAAUGCAUGGCUUACUCGACACUUCUGAUACAUGGAUACUGAUGGGUCCGCAACAAGGACUUGCGUACUUACUGUCAGAUCUUGGAUACGAUGUUUGGAUGGGAAACGUCAGAGGCAACCGGUACUCAAAUAGACAUAGCAUUUUGUCUCCAAUGAGCAGAAAGUACUGGGACUUUUCUUUGGACGAAAUAGGUUACUACGAUAUUCCUGCAAUUGUCGACCAUGUCCUCAAUCAGACAAAUUAUCCAAAGCUGCAUUAUAUUGGACACUCGCAGGGUAAUGCAGUCUUCUUCGUUAUGUGCUCAGAACGACCGGAAUAUGCCAAUAAAAUUUACUCUAUGCAUGGGCUAGCACCCAUUGCAUUUUUUUCUACUGUACGAAGUCCAGUGAUCAACAGUAUGGUGGCAAGCAUCGACUUUUUGAGGAUAUUAACAGCAACACUGCGAAUCUAUGAGUUCCUCCCAAACUCAGAAUUUCUAACUAAGAGCACAAGGAUAAUGUGUCACGAUGCAUCAAUAGUGCAAGCUGUUUGCUCCAAUAUGUUGUUCUUGCUUGCUGGGUUCAAUACAGAUCAACUGAACAAGACAAUGUUGCCAGUUGCUCUUGGCCAUACUCCUUCCGGGGCUUCUGUAAAACAGAUGAUCCAUUUCGCACAACUCAUCAAAUCCGGCCAUUUCCGCAAGUACGAUUACGGACGUUUCCGCAACGACAUGCGAUAUGGCACCACAGAGCCGCCUGACUACAACUUGCUAAACGUUAAAAUGCCCGUUUCCCUUUACUACUCGGAAAAUGAUUGGCUGCUGGACGUGGAGUCUGUACAGAAGCUUUCCACGCUAUUACCAAACGUUCAGGAUAAAUAUUUAAUUCCGCUGAAGCAAUUCAACCAUUUGGACUUCUGCUGGGCAGUGGAUGGUAGAAAGAUUGUCUAUGGGAGACUGCUCGAAAAUAUGCAAAUUGCCGAGUCUAAUGGCAACUUAUUUAGUUGAAUUUCCGGAAAACAGACAGUAUGAGCGGACGGAGGGGGAGGCGCAUUUUUGUAUUAUUUCAUGACCCUAGUUUGUUAUAGAUGUGUAUUUAUUAACAGUUUGUAUCUCAAUUUGCCAAAAUAAAACAUUCAUAGAAACAUUAAAAUUAACAAUUACUGACACCUAAUAACUGGCAGAUCCACAGAGUCAGUAGUCGACUUUCAAUUACGAAGGCAAUUACAGAUUAUAGAUAAGAUACAUGGAUCUGUACAUUUUAUCUUUUUAACCAAAGAGCAGAAUAGAAUAUUUUAUCAACCCUUGUAAAGCGGAGAACAGAUUCUACUAAUAAAUUGGAAUUACUGACCAAAAUUAAGCAACCGAUCAAAACGGUCCUACCCCGCUUCUGAACGGGACAAAGGCUAAAGAAGAAGAACAAAGGAAGUGUUGUAUUUAGUCCAAUUCAUUAUUAUUU